Messenger RNA from Metarhizium brunneum ARSEF 3297, 1527 nucleotides. RefSeq lists its product as uncharacterized. The record is from RefSeq and is a predicted model, not a curated record. Lineage: Eukaryota; Fungi; Ascomycota; Sordariomycetes; Hypocreales; Clavicipitaceae.
AUGAGCGCCGAAUGCCACGCAUGCACGUCGGUGGCAUUCUCCGGCAACAUCAAGAAGCGGCUCAUUGUGUGCUGCGACGGCACCUUCAAUGGCGUCGAUAAAGGAACCGACGACUACUCUAGUAAUGUCGCUCGUUUGUGCCGUGUGAUUUCCAACAUCGGCAUUUCCAAGACUGGUGAAAAGAUACCACAGGUGGUAUACUACCAGUCCGGUGUUGGUACAGGCUCCUUGACAUAUGUCGACAAAGCUCGCCAAGGUGCCUUUGGCGGGAGUCUCGCAGAAAACGUCUGCGGGGCGUACAACUACCUCUCAAACAACUGGGGGCCAGGAGACGAAAUAUUCAUCUUUGGCUUCUCCCGGGGCGCUUACACGGCCCGCUCUCUGGCCGGUAUCAUCUGCCAAGUAGGCCUCCUCACGCCGCUGCUCAUGGACAACUUCUUUGAGAUAUACAGCGCGUACAAAAAUAGAGGAAAUCAGGCCUUCGACGAGACGACGUGGGCAAAUCAGCCUCUCGUCCCAGGCGAGCUCGGCACCGUUCCUCCGCGAGACGGUGUGCCGCCUCCCUCCUACGGCACUCGCCUCCAACACCUCCGCAAAGUUGCCCAUUUGCAUGUCAAUAUCAAGGUAGUCGGAGUAUGGGACACAGUUGGUAGUGUCGGCGGGCCGAACUGGUUUGGCCAGGCCGGAGAGGACACCACGUUUCAUUCCACAAAGCUCAGUCCAAAGAUUGAGAAUGCCUUCCACGCACUCGCACUAGACGAAAGCCGUGGAAAUUUCCCCCCUACCUUGUGGCAUAUUGACUCGACGUGUAUGCAAGAAGACGGUAAAACACCCAAGGUGAACCUCAAGCAGUGUUGGUUCCCGGGCUAUCACUCCGAUGUAGGGGGUCACAGCCAAGGUUCAGUCGACACAAACAGCGUCGACGAAAUCGCCUUCUCCUGGAUGUGCGACCAGCUCUUUGGGCUCCUGCAACUUAGCAGCACCGCUUUGCAGAAGUACAUUCUCUUGAGGAUAGGCGAUUCUGGAAUUGACACGAAAAACAAGAAUAUUCGUAACUUGUCUGCCGAAUGGAAGGCCAUUGCAUGGAGCAACGGUGAGCUCGAAAACACAAACUCCUUCACGAGCUUGUGGUGGCUGCCGUCGCUAGUGUCCACGGCCAAGCCCGCCUAUCAUCGAAUCCCGGGCGAGACAAAGGCGUAUGAAAAAAUCGGCAGCGAGAAGAAGAGUAUUCCGUGGAGGCAGUUUAACGAGGAAGUCCACCCCAGUGUGAUCCAUCGAGUCAAGAACAGAAAAGGCUACAUGCCGGGCCCGUUUUCAAGGGGUUGGAAGUACGUGGAAUCAACAAAUGGUGCUCGCGCAUAUUGGGUCAAGGGAUCUGGUGAAGACGCCAUUGUUUUGAAUGAGUACCUUAUCCCGAAGCUCGGGGAAUUUGACAAAUCCGUGGGUAAUGACCACUGGCAGAGUAGCUUGGAGCGUACAUUUGCUCCCAAAGAUGUUGUUGACAAGCAGGACGCUGUACAGCGAUAG